CUCGUAGAGUUGUAAUACUUGUAACUAAUUGUACUCAUCAGUCAUUACUCAUUAGUCAUUACUCAAUACUCAUACUCUUUAGGCCUUUAGCCUUUAGGGGAUGUUAGUAAAUUACCAACUACAUGAAGCAGUGUUUUUAAGUUCGAAUUUCGUGCAUGGUUAAUAAUUAAUAUUUUUAACGUUUUUUCUUAUUUUAUCAGUACUAACCAUAACAUAGCUGACUGUAAAAGAAUAUUAAAAUCAACAAAAAAAAAAAUGUCUGAGGUGCCCCGAAAACGCCGUUCUAGUUUUUUCCCAAAACCGGUUGAAGAGAAUCAUGAAAAACAAUUUGAGCUGUUUAAGAACAUGCAUUGGGUAAAUGAAGAAAAAGAAAACAUAGUUUCUAAUUCAAUGGUAUUGGGUGUUCAAGGAAAAAAAACAUUACAAGAAUAUACUGAAAAAUUAAUAAGUCGCAGACAAGAAUAUCCAAAAUUGGUAUCUAGUAAACAAGAAGAACAAAUUCAUUUAAAAGAGAAAUUACGUAAAAGCAAAGUUGAAAUAAAUUGGGAAACUGCUUGUGAUGGAUUAACAGACUUUGAACGAGAUUUUACUUCUAAUAGACCUAAUUAUAAGCGUUUGGUCGAAGACAUCCGUUUCCUCACAUUACAAACGGCCGUAGCCAAAAGGUCAAAUUAUGAACUACAUGCCACUUUAAAUGCUUUUAAUAGGCGGGUUAAUGAAAAAAUAGAUAAAUUACAAGAAUUGUUUAUUGAUAAAAUUGUUGAGGACAGUGGUGUUGGUACUUCAUACUACAGCAGUGACACAAAUUCAUCAACAAUAGAUUCCUCCGAAGAAGAAUGUUUAAAUUCAAAUUAAAUUUCACAAUAUUAUUAAUAAUUCAAAUUAUAUAAAAAAUAAUGUAUUUCAUAUAAAAUUACAAUGUGCAUUACCUACAUUUUAAUACAUAUUAGAUUUUUGAGUUAGUAAAUGAAUAAAUCCUAAUACAAAACAAA
This is a messenger RNA of Myzus persicae (green peach aphid), 992 nucleotides long. RefSeq lists its product as uncharacterized. The transcript has 4 exons. Lineage: Eukaryota; Metazoa; Arthropoda; Insecta; Hemiptera; Aphididae. Bases 256 to 855 code for a protein of 199 amino acids. The record is from RefSeq and is a predicted model, not a curated record.